Molecule: messenger RNA, 1533 nt
Organism: Ipomoea nil (Japanese morning glory)
Lineage: Eukaryota; Viridiplantae; Streptophyta; Magnoliopsida; Solanales; Convolvulaceae
Exons: 6
Coding region: 879-1424 (181 amino acids)
Biological process (GO): cytokinin biosynthetic process
Source: RefSeq, a predicted model, not a curated record
GGUAGAAAUGGGAAUGAUGCAAAAGCUGGGUAGGGGGGUAGGCUACCAAUCAAGCGGUGGGCGCUCAUCUCAUCGCACCGAAGAAAGGGACCCUUUUCCACCGUAACGCGUGUGAACUUGGACUCCAUGCAUGCCAACACCUAUGCAUGCCUUGUUUGGAUAAUAUUCCAAUUUACACUACUGCCCCUCUCUUCCAUCUGCAGUGACUUUUUAUUUUAAUUUUAAAAUUUCUUGGUUUGCUUGGAGUGAGCAGUAAGUUUCUGGGACCGAUUGAAGGGAGUGGUGUUGGUGAUUCCCUGCUAUGGCGACGCGUGGCAUGUGACCGAACCCCAUCACCAUCUCUACCAACCAAUCAAUUUAAUAUUUCUUUAAUUAUUACGUACUACGUUAUUUCCAUUUUCUUUAACUUUCUCCAUCUGGCGUGCAGUAUCCAAACCAACAUAGUCUAGGAGCGGAGUACUUGGUCUGAACAGUUCGCCAGGCUUUAAAUUUUCAGUCUCAAACUUCUAGUAAUUUAUUUACUUGAGAAUAUUGUUACUAACUUGGACGCUCUAUUUCUUCUGUCUAAGUCUCAGUUUCACCAUACAGGAAGAGUGAAAGUUUUCGAGAUUAAAGUGUAAUUUUAAAUUUUGGUCAUUUGUAUAUUUAUAAACUAACUAAUAGCGUGUUUUGCUCUGUAGGCGUUUCUAAGAAAAUCAGAUUGAGGUGAAAGAUACGUGGCAGUUUAAUUAGCUUUAAUUUGUACAAGCUAGGCCGGGGCUCUGGACCUCUGGUGUAGCCCCCCAGAUCCACCGGCUGGCUGGCUGAGUGGCUGGUCCGCGAUACCAAACCCUUUCGCCAUGAAAUCCCCGCCCAUAUAAUAUAUUCACAAAAGAAGAAUGAACAUAUCAGGCUCUCAAUACAGCAGCGGCUGCGAAUCCGGGUGGACAAUGUAUUUGGACCAACACACCAACAGCUCUGCAGAUCAAUACAACAGUAAUCCCACCGCCGGCGCCGGAGUUUACGCCGGGAAGGUGGCGUUUUCCGGUGAAGAUGAGGACUUGUCUAUGGUCUCUGAUGCAUCCUCAGGGCCGCCGCAUUUCCACGACGUUGAUGAAUGCUAUGUUCAGUCUGAUUAUGUGUGUUAUUCUUCAGCUUUUGAGCCCAGAAAGGGAAAGCAGAAGAAAAAGAAAAGUGAGGAGCAAAGAGGCAGUAAAAAUCAGAGUUAUUAUCUUGAUGAUACUGCUAGCUCCCCUACCACCACCUUCCCCGUGGAAAAUGCAAGUUUAUAUAAUGACAGACCUUCAAAGGAACAUGUUCCUGGCAUCUCUGAGACACAUUUUAAGGGCAAAUCUGUUCUUGGGAAGCAUUUUGGUUUCUUGAAAUCUUCUGGCAAAGCUGCUUCUAAGAAAUGUGAUGGUGUGAAGGGAAGAAACUGGCAAUGAAAUAUGGUAUUUCAGUCAGUAUAUGUUCAUUCUCUGUUGCUGCAGUGGAAAAGAGAAAGCCAGAAAGGAGAUGAUUGGUGGGUUGGGGCCGGGAGGGGGUGGGGUAGGG